Penaeus vannamei (Pacific white shrimp) is the source of this 351-nucleotide messenger RNA. The record is from RefSeq and is a predicted model, not a curated record. Lineage: Eukaryota; Metazoa; Arthropoda; Malacostraca; Decapoda; Penaeidae.
AUGGUGAAUAAGAUGAAUAGGCAAUUACAUCACAAAAAACUGCGCCAAAAGACAUACCGCGGAAAGCAGAGAGAUCUGAAUCUCGUCCUGGCAGCCCGAGCUCCCGCGGGUCCUAUCCUGCCCGCCGAGCUCGCACAACCCCAGGCGGGGCAGCGCCGCAGCCCCUCGCCGUCCUUUCUUCAGAGAUGGCCUCUCGUCGUCAAGGAAAUCGUCUACGCUCCUGCGCCUCCUUCCGUAGCCGUAGCCGUGCCCGUAGCCCCCGCCAUAGUAGCCUCCGCCGCCGUGCCCGUAGCCGCCGCCGCCGCCGCACAGCCGCAGUGCCCGCCGCAGCCGCCGCAGCCGCAGCUGUAG